Molecule: messenger RNA, 3968 nt
Organism: Cololabis saira (Pacific saury)
Lineage: Eukaryota; Metazoa; Chordata; Actinopteri; Beloniformes; Belonidae
Gene: frmd4bb
Product: FERM domain containing 4Bb
Exons: 24
Coding region: 178-3132 (984 amino acids)
Biological process (GO): establishment of epithelial cell polarity
Cellular component (GO): cytoskeleton; adherens junction; bicellular tight junction
Source: RefSeq, a predicted model, not a curated record
GCGUGGUGAGGCGAGUGUGCGCUCUGGCGGUGCCGGGUGAUGCGCGGGGACGGCGGCUGCACGGCGGCUCUCCUUCCUGACGAGACAGGACGUGGACAAAGCUGAACCGGGCCGAUCAACAUGCAGCGGAUCUUCCUCCUCAUCAACCCGUAGAAUAAGGAUAUAAGGAGUGCAAAGAUGACUGAGGGCAGACUUUGCCAGGUCCACCUGCUCGAUGACAGGAAGCUGGAGCUGCUGGUUCAGCCGAAGCUACUGUCGUACGAGCUCCUCGAUCUGGUGUCUUCCCACUUCAACCUCAAAGAGAAGGAAUUCUUUGGACUUGCAUUUUUUGAUGACAAUGGUCAGUGUAAGUGGUUGCAGAUGGACCGCAGAGUACUUGAACACGACUUUUCGAAGAAGGCCGGGACAAUUUCCCUCAACUUCCUGGUCAGGUUUUACCUUGAAAACAUAACGCAACUAAAGGACAUCAUAACGGUGGAGUUAUUCUACUUAAACGCAAAAUCUGCCGUCUACAAUGGGAUUAUUGAGGUGGAAACUGAGAACGUCUUCAAAUUAGCUGCAAAUGCUUUGCAGGAGGCUAAAGGAGACUAUACAAGUGAUGAAAACACUCGAGCUGAUUUGAAGAAACUUCCAACUCUUCCCACCAAAGUUCUCAAGGAACACCCGUCUCUGGCAUACUGUGAGGAUCGAGUUAUUGAAUAUCACAAGCAGCUGAAAGGUGUCUCCAGAGGGCAGGCCAUUGUGCAGUAUUUGACGCUAGUGGAGUCUUUGCCAACGUAUGGUGUGCAUUAUUAUGAGGUUAAGGAUAAACAGGGGAUCCCUUGGUGGCUUGGAAUCAGCUAUAAAGGCAUCGGCCAGUAUGAUCUGCAGGACAAAUUAAAACCUCGGAAGUUAUACCAGUGGAAGCAGCUGGAAAACUUGUACUUCCGAGAGAAAAAGUUUGCUGUAGAAGUUAACGAUCCACACAGGAGAGCGGUAACCAAACGAACCUUCGGGCAGACAGGCUUACUCAUCCACACGUGGUAUGCUAGUCACUCUCUGAUCAAAACCAUCUGGGUCAUGGCCAUCAGCCAGCACCAGUUCUACUUGGAUAGAAAGCAAAGCAAAGCGAAACUAGGAGCAGCUAGAACUGUGGAGGAAAUCGCCAUGGACCUCACAGAGCACGGUGGAGCCAAAAUGAACCGACUGGGAGACGUAGGCCUGAAGAAUAACUUCAUAACAGCCAGCAACGGCAGCCUCGUGUCUACAGGUUCUGCAGACUCUGAAAUGAGUGAAGAGCAGAAGAGGGAAAAACUUGCAGAGCUGAGAAAAAAAGAACAAGAGAUCCAAGAUAUUUUGGCCAAAAAAACAAAAGAGCUGAAGAAGAUUUGCCUCAGAGAGGCGGAGCUGACAGGCAAGCUGCCAAAAGAGUAUCCCCUCUCUUCAGGUGAAAGACCACCACAAGUCAGGCGGCGAGUUGGCACCGCUUUCAAGUUAGAUGAGCUCUUCCCGUAUCACGAGGAUCCCUUCCUGAGGAACCUGGAGAGCAGAUUUGCCCUGCAACAAAAGAUUGUGGAGGCGGCUAAGAAGCUCGCAAAUGAAUCAGAACUGUGCAAAACGGUCAAGAAGAAGAGGAGGAGAAAUUGUCUGGAUGCUAUGCACAAACUCCAGCAGAUAGAGGAUGAGAUGAACCAGUACAGAAUCAAGAAGGGGAAAAAGCCCACGCAGCGGGCGUCAGUGAUCAUCGCAGAUGAACUUGUCCGGUCAGACUUUAGCUCUCUGUCUAGUCUCCCUCUGGACGAUGAUGACUCAGACAGCGCAGGUCAAAGGCCGCGGUCACGAUCAGUCCAAGGUUCCCCUCAGCUCAGUCCGAUGCGAUCGCUGGGAACAGAAUAUGAUGUUGAGAGAUCACCAGGGGGGAAUCACCACAAGAACCACAGCAGAUUAGCUUUUGACGGCAAGGAGGCUUCUCAUUACUACCAGAAUCCAAGCGAGGUCUCCUCCACCCACAGUAGUCCCUAUAAAACCCUUCCUAGACCUUCUAGAGAUCCACGCAGCAUGCCGCCCACCCCGGUUAUGACCCGCAAUGCCUACAGCAGCAGCCAACUCAGGUCAGAGGGGUCUUCUCACUGCUUCCGGCAUCGCAGUGGAAGUCUGGAAUCUCAACCCCGACUCAGAAAAGACACAGACGUGGAGAAGCCUGUCUUUAUAUUGUCACCAGCCCACCGCAGCACCAGCACAGAGGUGUUAGAAGAUUGCUCUUCCUACACCAGUCAGUCCAGUCUAGACUGUUGCGGUGCAGCUAACUCCAACUACAGUACGCUGGACUCCCGAACUUCAACCAUGCAUCGUCUUCACAGGAAGGUGGAAGUGUAUGGGAAUACCGGAAGCAUGCCCAACUUGGUCCAGCACCAUUCAGGUUGUAGUUACUCAUGUGAGACCGCAACCCAUUAUGCACCCAGUGCCUACUAUGUUGCUGGCUACCCCUGCCCGGACAUGGAGCAUUAUGCUAACGGCGCCUACGUGUAUGAGAAUGAAGUCGAAGGCCACUACAACGUGAACCCCUCCUACCAAAUGAAUGGCUGUCAUGGACAUGACAGAUUCAGACAUUACAGCAGUGACGGGGCAGAUAGUCUCUCUCAGAAUCCUUACGCAACAAUGAGGCCGCCGCGGAAUAGAGAGGGCCCCAGACAUGAGCUACUGGCCAAAAACAUGCACAAGGCCCUGGUGGCGGAACAUCUGAAGGGCUGGUACCACCGGAGCAGAGGCCACAGAGAUGGGGGGAGGGGCCUGACGGCUGGAUAUGACUUCGACAGCAGUUCCCAGCUCAGCCUGGGCUACCAAACAAUGCCAGCAGCCUUCAGCCAUUCCAGCAGAACCACGUCUUUCUCUUCAGUGUCGUCAGCAGACAGCACAGGGAACUGGCGCAACCAGCUGGCAGUCGGCCUGACAGAAUUUGAUACACGUGAUGCACCUCAGUGUCCUCCUCCUGGAGCACCUCCAUCUCCAUACAACCGCAGUCCCACACACAACAGAUUUUCUCCUGAAAACAAAGAGUCUGACACAAUGCCUAAAAAGUUUGAGUCAGUAGAUGUGGUUGGCGCUGAGUCGACUAGUACAGAUGAACCAUCAGACAGCCACUCUGGCACUUAAGGAUUUCAUCUGGACAGAAGCUACAUGAGCAUCCACUGAAGAGGACCAAACACAACUGCGGCACAAACAAAGCCAAGGCCAGCAGCACAUGAAGGGAACGGAGCUGAAACACAGACUUUCUGUUGGCCACAGAUGAAGUUUUUGGAGACAUUUUGUCUCUUAAGUUUUUGCAGUGAGACAUACGUUGUCCUCGUGCUUAAAGUCAGCUCUGAACACAGUGAUGACACUCUUGAAUGACUUUCCCAUGUGCCUUGAAUUAGAUGAAUUGUACAGGCAGAUGAGAAUGUGUCAAGAUGUUGCACAGUACUCUGGAUUCAAACCGUAUCGUGUAUCAAAGAAAAAACAAAACAAGACAGCAACAUGUAUUUUAACAAAAACUAGCUACUGCCUUAUACAGAACAGUAGGUUAUAGAAUCAACAAUCACCAUUUUCAUCUCAUGAUAAAAAAAAAGUCUUGAAAAUAAAAUCCAGAAUAAAAUUCUUGACCAUGUUCACAAAUGUGACAUAUCAAGAGCUGAUUUGAUCAUUAGAGCAGGUUUUGUCUUUGAUGGAUUUCUAUUUCUUCAUUUUUUUGAAACACUGAAUCAGAAUGUAUUAUGUCAAUAUUGUUUAUAGAGCCAUUUGUCUUGUUGGUGCAGUAAAGUGUGUUCAAAUGCAUGGUGAUAACAUUGACCUUUUGAUUUAAAAAAAAAACAAAAACAAAAAAAAAACUACCAUGAAAAUCAUAUCCACGUUUGUUUUCUUACAGAUUUGUACAGUCACUGUGUAGUUAUAUGUCGUUAGAUGUUGUCAUAAAAUAUUUUCCAUUUGGAAAGAGAAGGUGAAUAAACCCAUGU